Lodderomyces pseudojiufengensis is the source of this 549-nucleotide messenger RNA. Its product is annotated as mitochondrial 54S ribosomal protein mL61. Bases 1 to 549 code for a protein of 182 amino acids. Gene Ontology annotation, molecular function: structural constituent of ribosome. Gene Ontology annotation, cellular component: mitochondrion. The transcript has a single exon. The record is from RefSeq and is a predicted model, not a curated record. Lineage: Eukaryota; Fungi; Ascomycota; Pichiomycetes; Serinales; Debaryomycetaceae.
AUGUCGAUGCAAAUGAUAAUAACACCCAAGCAAAAAUAUAAUCCAAAUGUACUAAAACAAAUUAAAAAAGUGAAUAGACUUCGAGGAGAACCAAAAAAUUCAUAUAAAUUCGAUCCAACCAAAUAUAAAGAAAUAGAAUUAUUUAUAUAUCAUCAAAGACCCAUAUUAUAUAAACCAGCAAAUGGUAUAAGAUACUUUUGGAAAGAAUCAUUACCAACAUUAAGAUAUCAUAACCCCGAAAUACAAUUUACAGUAAAUAAUAUAACAAUUGAACAAGAAGAAGAUUUAUCAAAAUUACCAUUAAAAUUAAAAAUUCAUGGAAUAAAUUCAAAAGAUGAUUCACUUAUAGAAUGUGCAAGUAAACCACCUCAUAAAAUAUUUAGUGAAUUAAUAAAUUUAACAAAUGCUAGACAAAUGACAGUUGAUGAAAUACCUAAAAUAGAAUUAAAACCUGCAAGUCAUUUUAUGAUGAUAAAGAAAGCAAGAAGAGAACAAAGAGAAAAAGAAGAACAAGAAAGAUUAGCAAAAGAAUCUCAAAUUAAUGAAUAA